AGCAAAAUGAAUGAACGUUGCUUCAGUCACUUCUCGCAGUUUCUGGCGAUACCAUGAGUGAAGUGAGCGAAAAAGAGACAAAUCCGCCGGCGACAGAGGCGGCGCCACCGUGUCCGACGGUGACGCAGCGGGACCAAUGGAUGGUAGAAUCACAAGUGUUUCAGAUUUACCACCUCUUCGCCACCAUUCCUCCCAACGCCCAAACCCUCAUGUUGGAGCUGCAACGCGAUAAUCACGUGCAGUUUCUCUCUAAAGGACUUCGUCACCUCAGUUCCGCGUUUUCCGUAUUGGACUCAAAUCGACCAUGGCUGUGCUACUGGAUCUUCCACUCCAUUGCUUUAUUGGGAGAAUCCGUCGAAGAUGAACUCGAAGAUAACACUAUCGAAUUUCUUAACCGUUGUCAGGUUUUUAAUUGUGACUCUAAUUCUUAUUUUCCUUGGAUUACUUUUUUUUUCUCUUCCAUUAUUUGU
Vigna umbellata (rice bean) is the source of this 470-nucleotide messenger RNA. The record is from RefSeq and is a predicted model, not a curated record. Lineage: Eukaryota; Viridiplantae; Streptophyta; Magnoliopsida; Fabales; Fabaceae.